AGUUUGUUGCUGUGGGGAAGAUUGAACUGACGCGCCUGAAAGUGCAUUUAAGUGCUGAAGAUCGUACAAUCUGUCGCGCUGCUCUAUUAAUAUAUACGCCCAUUACAAGCGACUUAUAAGCUGAAACUACAACUGCAAUGCAUAAUUAUUGUAUGUGUGCAUAAUUAAUUGCCACGUCUAUUUGAAAUGGAGUGUCAGAAGAGGGAGACGGUGCACGAGUAUAACAAUGUCGACAAAGAUAAGUUUAUUAGGGAGAUUUAUCCUUUGAGAAAGCCAGCUUUGUUAAAAGGGAUUGAUUUGGGAUCAUGUACAGAAAAGUGGACUGUUGAUUAUCUGGCUAAUAAUGGAACUGACUGCAGUGUGAAAAUCCAUGUUUGUAGCAUACCACAACUGGACUUUAUUAACAAGAACUUCUUAUACAGAUCCUUACCAUUUUCUGUUUUUGUAAGGAGAGCAGCAGAGGAUAAACAUAUGGAAUAUUUUAUUUCUGAGGAUGAAAAAUAUUAUCUACGGUCCCUGGGCUCUGACCCAAGAAAGGAUAUUGCAGACAUAAAGAUUCAAUUUCCAAAACUGGCAGAGGAUUUCAAACUGCCUGAAUUCUUUCAGACUGACCAGAUCUUCUCUAGUGUCUUCCGUAUCAGUUCUUGUAGUCUACAGUUGUGGACUCACUAUGAUGUGAUGGACAAUUUAUUGGUCCAAGUGACAGGGAGGAAGAAAGUUGUGCUAUUCAGCCCUCAAGAUGCAGCUUACUUGUACCUCUCAGGUGAUAAAUCUGAAGUUUUGGAUAUUGAUAGCCCUGACCUGAAGAAAUAUCCUGAAUUUAUUAAAGCUAAACGUUACGAAUGUUACCUCAAUCCUGGAGACGUACUUUUUAUUCCAGCUUUGUGGUUUCAUAAUACAGUAGCGGAGGAGUUUGGAGUGGGGGUGAAUGUCUUUUGGAGACACCUACCUUCUGAAUUUUAUGAUAAAACGGACACCUAUGGAAAUAAAGAUCCACUGCCUGCUGCCAGAGCUAUGCAAAUUUUGGACAGAGCCCUGAAAGCUGUAGAUGAACUGCCAGAAGAAUACCAAGACUUUUAUGCAAGAAGGAUGGUCCUAAGAAUUCAAAAUAAAUUCUACAGGACCUGUCUGAAUUGAGUGUAACCUAUGUUUUUAAUGCUGCAGGUGGACUGAUAUUUUAAAUGUAUACGUAACGUUGUGAAAUGCACAUAAUUAUAAACACGGUUAACUAAUGUAAAGGUAUUUUUUUCUUUAAACCCUUAUUAGGUUAAUUGAGAGUUAUAUGAUUCAUUUCAAGUGUGUGCUUGAGUGGGGGAGUAUUUGCACAUGCUACCAAGCUGCUGCAGAUGAUUCAUAAUGCAGCCGCAUAUCUUGUAUUCAGUCAGCCAAGACAGGUGUGUGUCUCCCCUAUUUUCAGGUUGCUACACCCUGUAGCAGCACACAUUAAGAGCAUAUCCUUGGUGCUUGCAUUCAUAGUCGUCAAUGAGUCAGCACCUAUGUAUUUGAAGACACUCAUGAUUGCCCACUCAAUCCUGCUAAUGAAUAGCAUCUGGUGAAAUUGUACAACCUCAACGCGUACCUUAUCAAGAAUAGAAUGUUUAUUUUAAUAGUUGUUUAACUCCUGAAAAAACUGCCUUUUUCUAGUAUUUUACUUGGAAAAAGGCCGGUUAGAAAUAUGGUGGAAGCUGUCAAAUACAGAGGAGUCUAGAUUAGAUUAUUUUUCUUAAGCAGAGGUUUAACCACUGCAGUCUUUACAGAAACAGGAGAAGACCCCCAUAUCUAAUGUGGAGUUAACUAUGUCAAGUACAGUAUAAAUUAGCACAUUGGAGACUUCUUUGAAAAAGCCUGUUGGAACUGGGUCAAGGACACAAUUUCAAGCUUUUAGCUGAGAAAUUAUUCUAUGGAUUUCAGGUAAGCCUGUUUCAGGGAAGGAAUUAAGUUUACUCAAAAACGUUUCCUGAGGUUCAUCAAGAUUAAUUUUGGAGAUAUGUAUUAUAUAAUAUUUAAGUUACACAAAACGGCCAGAAUAAAUCAAGGAAUACUAAGAAACGCAGAAUUCAGGUAAAAGGUUAAACUCUGUACACAAAGUACUUGGCUAGAUAAUGUUCAAAUUAAUUAUACUGGCAUCUUAUUAGAGCACUGAAUGGGACCAGUGCUCAAUUUUUGUUUCUCUUGUUUGUCCCACUGCACAAACAAAUCCAUCCAUUAUCCAACUCGCUAUAUCCUAACUACAGGCAGGAACAAACCCCGGGCAGGGCGCCAGCCCACUGCAAGGCACACGCACGCACACUAGGGACAAUUUAGGAUCGCCAAUGCACCUAACCUGCAUGUCUUUGGAUGGAAACCGGAGCACCCAGAGGAAACCCACGCAGACACUGGGAGAACAUGCAAACUCCACGCAGGGAGGACCUGGGAAGUGAACCCAGGUCUCCUUACUGCGAGGCAGCAGCACUACCACUGCGCCACCGUGCCGUCCGCACAAACAAAUGAACUUGGAAAAGGGAAAACUAUCUGCAAAAGGAAGGAAAGAACAAUCAUGGAAAUCAGUUUAAAUUCAAAGGUAUAGUUUCGAUAUUAAUGAUUAUAUUUGCAAAACUAAGGGUGAGACAAUGGUAAGCGUGAGUUCAGUGUCCUAGGUUUACAUACUGUUCACAAUCAUUGUCCAUGUUGAGUUUGCUUGUUUGUCCAGCAUUAUGUGUGAAAAUUAUCAGGAGAAAUUAGAAUUUUUCUCAUAUCAAAACUACAGAAUGAUUAUUGUGGAGUUUUAUGUGCAUAAAAAUGUGAUGCAUAAAUAAUGAUUUUUUUAAAAGGCUCAUUAUUGUCAUAUGUACACAGUACAGUGAAAUUCUUACUUGCAUGUACAAAUCAACAUGCAAAACAUUGUCACUCUCUAACACCAUGUUCACUGAGUAUACAGUAACUACCUUAUCUCAAAAAGCGUAUCUUUCUUACCUGAAAAAUAUUGGUGAUAUAUAAAUUUAUAAAGUAUAAAUAAUGUAAUGCAUAAAAAUAAUUCAUCCUUUAUCCCACUUUAUCAUGACAGGUAGCUCAUGCCUUUCUUGGCACUACUAGGUGCAAAGCAGGAACCGACCUUGGACAGGAUACCAAUCUGCAUGGCACACGUAUGCACAUACCCACUUUGAGCCUCUUUAAAGUCAUCAGAUAACCUAAAACGCGUGUCUUUGGAAAGUUGAGGAAUAAAUCUCCUGAGACACAGGUAGAGCCCUUCACCUGGAAUUUGAACCCAGGACUCUAAAGGUAUGAGGCAGUAUCAUAUAACUACUGCAUCACCAAGCCACAUGCAAAAUGAAGUCAACAAGAAAAGCAAAUUAUAAAUAAACAAAACUUUUCAAACUGCUUUUCUGUUUUAUAAAUGAAAACUAGUGCUUUUUAAUACUUCACUACAAUAUUCCUCCAUAUGUUUUUGAAAAUUCUUGUUUGCAUUCAAUUGCAAGGUCAUAAAUAUUCUUGUACAUUUUAAUACAUUGAUUGUCUACUCUCACAGAUGUAAGUUUGUCAUAGAAACCACUUAGAUCACAGGAUAGGGUCAAUAAGCUGUACUGUAUUCAUGCCUCUUUAUUUACCAUAAACUAUUACAUUCAAACAGUUAUCCAGCCAUAUGUAAAUUUUCUAAAAAAAUGUUUAUCCAACUCAGGGUUUUGGGGUGCCAGAGUCCAUUCUGAUAUCAUCAAGCCCAAGUAAGAACUAUACAUGGAUUUAUCACAGUGUACACUCGACUCACGUAGGGACAAUUUAGAUUCAACAGGUAACUUUAUCUUCGUUAAAAGUGGAUGCUUCAACAUGCAGUAUUCUGUUCGAUAGCAUUGACACCAUCUAUAUUUUGAAAAUAUUCUGUAGGUUAGUUAUAUUAGUGAUUUAAGGAGGAGAAGGGUAGAUUAGAUUGGUGUCCUAGCUCUCUCUAUGUCCUUAGACAUUACUAUUGACAUGCACAUGUUUCAUCAUCAGUACAGUCUAGUCUUACUUAUCCUUUUACCAAUUUAUGUUUUUUGCAAGAUUUUGGUUUCAAAUGUUUGUUCUACUUAUUUAGUUAAUUGCAGGGUAGUAUGGUGGCUUUGUUCAGUGCUUCACAACUCCAGAACUAUGGAUUCAAAUGUUUCUUCUUUUUAUUUAUUCAAACACAUACCACUACAGCAAAAUACAAAAAACAAUCCAAAAUAAUUCCACUUUCAAUCCCCUGUUCUGAUAACUGUGUAUGCAGAGUUUGCGUUUUUCUCCUGAAUAAUCUCAGGUUGCUCUGGUUUCCUCCAACAUCCCAAACACAUGAAGCUGAAGCUAAAGUUGUCUAGUGACCCUCAAUUGGUCCCCUGUCAGUAAAUGUGCAAAUGUGGGUGACUGGCAACCAAUCUACUGUUUGCAAUAUUUAUGGUUACACAUGGAUUUUCUUGGGGGACUCUGGUUUUCUCUUAUAUCCCAAUGGUUGAACAUUAGGUGGUUUUCCCGUAUGAAUUGAGUGUAAAUAUUUAAGCAGUGGCAUGGUAACCAUUUGGAGAGGUCAGAAAAUCCAGUUGGUCCACAAGCCUGAGCCCCUCUACGCACUUUCCUUUUUUUUGCAAAAAUUCCCACCAUUUCACAUUUACCCAUCCAUGCAGCAAGCGUGUGUGAUCACGAUUGCAAUUGGCGAUUUGAAAGCAUACAGUUCCAAAUUGUUACACCAAUGACAGCUCCUGUUACAAGUUCUAAUAGCAGCUGUCAUUGCAACUGGGUAGCGAACUGAUCAGCAAUACAUUGUGAUAUAAUGCAAAAAUUCAGUUAGAAUCUCAGACACAGGCAUAAUACAGAAUAUAAAAAAGUGAACUUUCUCUCUUGCAUUGGAGCCAGUCUUCUGCAAAAUUGUAUGUUUUUGUAUUUGUUAUUUAACACAUGAAAAAGUGUUAUGGGGAGUGCACUGCUUUCGUGGAACAUAAUAGUAGUUCUGUAAGGCAGCAAUUAAAGUACUGAACAAGGUGGGUGCUUGUGUAUUGUUGAUGGAAGGCAGCAAAGCUCAGAACAAGGUGGACCUAUGGGUGAGUUUCUAUGUAUAUAGAGCUUGUAGUAAAUGAAACUAUAAGCAAGUUACAAUAAACUGUUUUUGUGUAUUUGCAUCAGUCAGGACUGUAUUAAGUAUGUAUUAUUUUUUGUUUUAAUUGAAGUGAAUUAUUUACUGAUAUUGUAAUUACAUUGGUUUGUCAGCAGUGCCUUAAACAUAAUAUGUAAAAUGCUGAGCAUAUAGUGAACAAUAAAAUGAGAACAUGAUUAACAUGGGUUUUUUAGUUUUUGUGUGAUGUUGCAGUAAAUUUUUAUAGCAUUUGUAUAAAUUGUAAGUCAUACCAUGUGAAAUAUAGAAAAUAAUAAAAUGACCUGACUUAAUAAGUCAA
Messenger RNA from Erpetoichthys calabaricus (reedfish), 5375 nucleotides. RefSeq names its product tRNA-yW synthesizing protein 5 (gene tyw5). The transcript is spliced from 8 exons. Bases 187 to 1137 code for a protein of 316 amino acids. Gene Ontology annotation, biological process: wybutosine biosynthetic process. Gene Ontology annotation, molecular function: 2-oxoglutarate-dependent dioxygenase activity; tRNA binding. Lineage: Eukaryota; Metazoa; Chordata; Cladistia; Polypteriformes; Polypteridae. The record is from RefSeq and is a predicted model, not a curated record.